This is a messenger RNA of Drosophila melanogaster (fruit fly), 659 nucleotides long. RefSeq names its product chemosensory protein B 38c (gene CheB38c). NCBI's taxonomy places the organism in Eukaryota, Metazoa, Arthropoda, Insecta, Diptera, Drosophilidae. The record is from RefSeq and is marked reviewed. Bases 1 to 597 code for a protein of 198 amino acids. The transcript is spliced from 3 exons.
AUGUUUGCUACUCUGCUGAUUCUCAUCUUGGGGUCGACUGACAUUUUGGCCACAGACUAUAUACUACUGGUCGAGGAUCCAGACAUCUACACGCCGUGCACGGAUGGUCCUCCUGGUUCUGUUGGUCUCAAUGAAGCCUUCGACGUAAGCGAAAUGCAGGUUGAAAUGGACGAAGAAGGGAUUCAUGUGUCCGGAAAUAUUACAACUAGAUGGAGUUUGCCGCCCACCUAUCGAAUUUCUGCUAGGAUGAGUGUGCUCCACUUUAACCGCGGCAACUGGGAGCCGACCGUAUUUAACACUCUGACGCCGGACUUCUGCGACGCAAUGUUCAAUCCGAAUCUGUUUUGGUAUAAAUACUGGUUCAAAAAUUUUGAAAACCGCGAGGAGAUCCAAGAGAAGUGCCUCGCUACGCAAGGUACCGUUUUGGUGUACAACCCCUUCGUUGUGGUUCCCCGACUAAAUAACGUGUUGGGACCCACUCUCAAAGGACGCUACAAAGUGGUUUUCCUGUUCGAAGCCUUCAACGAACAGGACGAACGGCAGCCUUCAUCCGUGUGCUUCGAGAUCACGGGCGAUGCUGAAAAAAUAAAGAAUUGAUAGUUUCGAAUUUUGGUUCCUAAUUGUCAUAAUUGGAAAUAAAAAUAGAAAAUGUUGCUUUC